GAUACAGUUGGUGAUUGUUGCGCCAUCUAAAGGACAAUUGCAAAGUUACAGCAAUCUUUAUCAUAGAAGAGUUAUUGGUCUAAGUGUUUUUUGCAGUUAGUAUCUUGUGUCAUCGUAUUAAUUUGUGACGCGUUUAUGUUGUUGAUAAUUAAUACUUAUGAGGUACAGAUAUAUAUAUUGUUGCAUUAUCCAAAGUCAAUCGCGUAUAAUAGUGUUGUAAAAAAAUAAUACGAGGCGUAUUAUUUCUGUUGAAAGAGUUGAAUUUAACUGGAAAAUAUAUCAUGGAUGAUCACAACAUGGAUCAAAAUAUUUUAACAGUGCUGAAACUUCUUAUGAUAGGAGAAUCUAACGUGGGUAAAUCAAGUAUACUUUUAAGGUUCACAGAAGAUGAAUUCUCGGAAAAUAUGCGAAAUACAGUCGGCAUGGACUAUAAAACAAAAUAUAUCACAAUCGAUGAUAGUAUAGUGAAACUUGCUAUUUGGGACACUGCUGGACAAGAACGAUUUCGUACUUUAACACCAAGUUAUUAUAGAGAUGGACAAGGAGCUAUUCUAGUAUAUGAUGUUACUGAUAGAAAUACAUUUUUAAAACUAGAUACAUGGCUUAAUGAAUUAAACACGUACUGCAAUAAAACAGAUAUUGUUAAAAUGAUAGUAGGUAAUAAAAUAGAUUUACCAAAUAGAGAAGUUAGCAAUGAAGAAGGCUUACAAUUUGCUAGAAGACAUCAGUCCUUAUAUAUCGAAAGUAGUGCUAAAACAGCGGAUGGAGUAAAGUGUUGCUUCGAGGAACUAGUUCAAAAGAUAUUGUAUACAAUUAGAUAUUGCAAACUCCUGGUUUAUGGGAUACUCACUCUCAAAAAUAUAUUGAUAAUGGCAAUAUGACUGGUGCUAGAUAUCGAAUGGGAAAAAGAGGGUUACAAUUGACGGAUGAUUAUGAACCACAAAAUGUAUAUUCGCGUUGUUAUUGCAGUAUGAUUUAAGUGGCUGUGAUAAAGAAAUUCUUUUGGUAAUGAUUAUAAGCAUGGCGCCUACUGUAUGAUAUGUUGUUUAUUAAACAACUAAAACAAGUUACAAUGAAUACAUAAUAUUGUGAAUCAUUGUUAGAAUUAUAUUAUAUUAGACAAAGAAGCAAACAUAUACCAUCUGUGAACUAUACAAAAAUGUGCUAAUGAUUUAUAGAUCUUCAUUAACUAAUAAUUUAAUGAAAUACGAAUUUUAAAUAUAUCAUCAAUUUAUAGUUAUAUAUUGCAGGUGUACAAAAAAUUGGACAUAGGGUAAGCCAAGAAUGAAAAGCUGAUGCUUUGAACCAUUAAUAAUAAGCUAGCCAACUGUUAAUUCUAUUCUUUUUUAUAAUAUGUUAAUUUACUUUUAAUAUUGUGCUGAGUACUCCUACAAUAUACAUUUGAUGUGCAAAUAUGGUAUUUCAAAAUGAACAACUCCUUUCAAUUUAUUUCUAAAUAUCCAACAAUAAAUUUUUACUAUAAUACUGAUAAAGUUUUUAUCACAGACACUUGAUCACUUUUUAUAGUCUCUUGCUUUGUUAUAUUUAUAUAAAAUUUGUUAUGUAUAUAAUAUACAUAUACAUAUAUAUACGCAUGAUUUUUGUACAAAAGUCAAAUUUAUCCUGCUUUUGUUGUUAUAAAAAAUGAUAUCUACAAGUAUUUAAAAUCUCUAUUAUUUGAAUGUACAAAGAUAUAUAUCCUUCAACAUACUUUAAUAUUGAGAUAAAAUGCUGAGAUUUGAUUUUUUUAUUAUUAUUAUUUUUAUUUCGUACUAAACUGGGAGGUGCUUAUAAAAAUUCCUCCAAAGGCCAAAUAACUACUCUUUUAUAUAUGUGUAUAUAUAUAUAUAUAUAUAUAUAUAUAUAUAUGUAUAUGUAUAUGUAUAUGUAUAUAUAAACAUAAACAUAAAUUUAUACAUUAGAACAUACACUUUCUUUUUAGUUAUUUGUCUUUUACUUGCUUAUAUUCUAAUUCAUAUAAUGCACAUAAUUUAUAGAAAAUAUAUUGAUACAAAAAUUAAAAAUAAGUGGAAAUAUACAAUUAGAAUCUUCAAAAUAAAUCUAUGGUAAUUGUCUUAUACACAAAUCUAUUGUAACUUAUUUGUAAAUAAAGCAUUUUCAAUAUAUAUUAUAUGCUGCUA
Vespula pensylvanica (western yellowjacket) is the source of this 2141-nucleotide messenger RNA. RefSeq names its product ras-related protein Rab-18-B (gene Rab18). The record is from RefSeq and is a predicted model, not a curated record. The coding region runs from base 282 to 881 and encodes 199 amino acids. Gene Ontology annotation, molecular function: GTP binding; GTPase activity. NCBI's taxonomy places the organism in Eukaryota, Metazoa, Arthropoda, Insecta, Hymenoptera, Vespidae. The transcript is spliced from 4 exons.